AUGGUUCAUUCUUUGGCAAUUCAGAUGGGUUUUGGAUUGGAUGUGUAUUUUGGCAGUACUAUGAUUGAGGUGUGUGUGAAAUGCGGCAAUCUCCGCAAGUUGUUUGAUGAAAUGCUUAACAGAGAUUUAGUUUCUCGGACUUCGAUGAUUUCCGGGUAUGUUUCUGAAGGAAAUGUUGCUUUUGGGUUUAGUUUGUUCAAUGAAAUGAGGAUGGAAUUGGAACCGAAUUCGGUGAUAAUGUUGGUCAUGUUGCAAGGGUGUUGUGGUUUUGAAACUUCAAUAUAUGGGAGGCAAGUUCAUGGAUAUGUGAUUAAGAAUGGUUUGCUAAGUAAUGGAGCUGUUCAGAACUCAAUCUUGGGAAUGUAUGCUAAAUCAGGGGAUUUUGUAAAAGUGAGAGAUUCGUUCAAUGAGAUGCAGGGUGAAGUAGCACCAAGUAUUGAGACACUAACCGUAGUUAUAACAGCAUUGACCAAACAUGGGAUUCUAUCCCAAGGUGAAAGCUUGCAUGGUUUAGCAAUAAAAAGUGGCCUUCAUGAUGAUGUUUGGCAGACAUCUUUUUUGGACUUUUAUGCCAAAUGUGGAAAAUUGGAAAGCUCGGAUAAAUUAUUUAGAGAACUCCUUGAUAGAAACUGCAUUACUUGCGGUGCAAUGAUGUUUGGACUUGUUCAAAAUGGGUAUUUCAAUGAAGCAGUUGGAGUGUUUAGACAAAUGCAAGCUGCAGGUCUUUAUCCAGGGGCCGAGAUACUAAGAAACCUUAUUGACGUGACCUGUAAUCAUUAA
Messenger RNA from Rosa chinensis, 780 nucleotides. RefSeq names its product pentatricopeptide repeat-containing protein At2g33680-like. The record is from RefSeq and is a predicted model, not a curated record. The transcript has 2 exons. Bases 1 to 780 code for a protein of 259 amino acids. Gene Ontology annotation, biological process: RNA modification. Gene Ontology annotation, molecular function: RNA binding; protein binding. Lineage: Eukaryota; Viridiplantae; Streptophyta; Magnoliopsida; Rosales; Rosaceae.